Messenger RNA from Schistosoma intercalatum, 357 nucleotides. Lineage: Eukaryota; Metazoa; Platyhelminthes; Trematoda; Strigeidida; Schistosomatidae. The record is from the annotation of a GenBank genome assembly.
AUGUCUGAUAACGUUCAUUCUUCAAGUAACGAAGGCGAUUCCAUCGUGAUGAUGCAUGAUAUAGGACGAAUCUUCAAUGAUAUUAUGUUAUCUCGAAGAUUUACAAGUUGGGACAAUUUUGAGACCUGUUUGAAAGAAGUACAUAAGUAUACGCAUACUAAGUACGUUAUGUCAGUAUGCAAAAAGAACAGUGAUGAUUCAACUCUAAAGUACUUUUUCGUGAGAUAUGUCUGUACAAAUGGACGUAAACGCAGUUCGUCAGAGUCAGAUGCUUGCGUUCAAGAUGUAGAUGAUGAUAGUAAUAAUCAUUCUUCUGAAGAGCAUACAACUUCUAACUCGCCAACACAACCUAGGUAA